Molecule: messenger RNA, 5944 nt
Organism: Tilletiaria anomala UBC 951
Lineage: Eukaryota; Fungi; Basidiomycota; Exobasidiomycetes; Georgefischeriales; Tilletiariaceae
Exons: 5
Coding region: 194-5662 (1822 amino acids)
Biological process (GO): ribosome-associated ubiquitin-dependent protein catabolic process; rescue of stalled cytosolic ribosome
Cellular component (GO): cytosol; RQC complex
Molecular function (GO): zinc ion binding; ribosomal large subunit binding; ubiquitin protein ligase activity
Source: RefSeq, a predicted model, not a curated record
AGCCGCGAUUCGUGAAUCACCUCAGUGGUUGUGUGAGCAUAAGGGCGGCAGGCUGCAAAAAAAGAAAUCAUGCAGAUUACGUAAUGCGAAGUUGCUUAGAAACAUUAACGCCUCAGCGUCCAGGUCUCAAGGUCUGACACUGUAAUCACCAAGAGAAACCUGACUGCGUAUACUACGCAGUAAAAUAUCCAGGAUGGGGAAAGGAGCAAAGGGAAAGUCUUCGGCAUCGUCCGCAACGCGCAAGAAGCAGGCGGUGAAGGUGGCGAAGAAGUCAGGCGAUGCAGUUGUCGCAGGCCAGCCGCCUCAACGAGGACAAAAGAAGGACAAGUCCAAGAAAAAGGAGCUAAAGAAGAAAGUCUAUAUUCCUCCUCCUAAGCCGCCACAAGGUUUGCCGGAUCCUUUAGACACUCUGGGUCUGGCCAGCCAGCUGCCUGGCGACCUGGUCGUGCUCCUCAGGAAAGCGGGCAAGAAGGAUGUUAUCACACGACAACGCGCACUUGAGGGACUGUUUGCUUGGUCUCAAGACACCAUUUCACUCUCCGAAGUUGGGGACUCUGCAGAAGCUGCAGAGAAAGAAUCCGCGCUGAUCCUCGCGCUUCCAUGCUGGACGCACCUUUUUCCACGCUUGGCAGCCUCCCCAACAAGAAGGCUGAGGCUAUUAACGGCUCAAAUUCAUCGCUUGCUCACGACAUCGAGCUUGACCCGGGCAGAGAUCCUCGAGUCCCCGCACUUUGUCGAGACGUUGCUUGGCCCAUGGGCACUUCUGGCAUGGGACACAGAUUCUCAGGUUGCACGAGUAGCCAAAGAAUCAUGGCUUGAUUGCACCUACUGGCUAAAUUUCAGCUCCUCUUCUGCGCUCGGUUCAUCAGUCAGCACAGUUGGAAUCAACAUGACUGAGAAAGAGUCAGCACUCAUCUCACACAUCUCACAGGCGAUCACGUCACCAAUAAACAUUCUCCAAACUCACAGUGAUCCAGCAUUGACACAAACCAGUGGCGUCAGCACAAGCGAGGCGGAUCAAACUAGCGGUAGAACGGAGCUCAGGGAUGCAAAGAAUAGGGACGAGAAUGUGGAGGAGACAGUAGUGACGACUCAAGCAAGACUCACUGCUGGUGCGCUCGGGUUUCUUGAAUGGGCCAUCUCCAGUGUCAAAACCUUUGGAGGUUCAAAAAGAACAGAGGAGCCUCCAUCAGAGGACGAGAGAGACGGAGCGGAACUGUCCGAGGAGAUGGAAUACCUGCUCAUGUCAGAACAGCUAUGGUCUUGUUUUCAGCCGCCUCAGGUUGAGCGACAGUGGGAGACAUUUUCCUUGACGGCCGAAUACUUGGCUGCCAACUCUCCAGUAAUCCGCGCUCGUGCAUGGACUUUGAUUGCAGCGUUGACCAAGCAUCGCAACCGUCUGCUUACCGACCUGCUACACUCCGAAGGUCGAGGGGCCAGAAUCCUUGGCUGCGCAUGGCAGGAGCGUGAUGUUAUGGUUCACAAGGCCAUGCUGGAGGCUGUUGCUCCGCUUCUCAUCGCUCACCGGGACUUGUGGGAGAGGCACUCAUCUCCUACAGUCAGUGACACAGCCGUAAAGGACGACGACGAAGACGCAGAUAGCGAGGAGGACAGCUCUGAAGGGCACGGCAGACAGACCAACACAGACAAUCUGCGCUCUUCCUCCGUUUACAACGGCUUCUUGGAUUGGCUCCGCUCUGCAUGCGGCCAGUCACCCGCAAUGGGGUUUCCAGCAGUCGUCGUGCUUACUUCAACCUUGCCUGACGCACACAUUCAAGGGGAGUCAGCAGCGGAAAAUUUGCGCCAUCUUUUUUCCAGCUUUUAUACGGCAGUCGGAUCUCGCUCCCUCGAUAGCAACCCCCCUGGUGCCCGCGCAUUCUUCUCUGCGUUCUGCGAAACGGUCGUGUUUUUCGCAAAGAGGGUCUGUGAAAGGAACAAGCAAGGGUCACAGCUUGCCAUGGAGCUCGUACGCUCGCAACUUGGUCAGGCUUGGCUGGAGCUGGUGUUGCACGGUGCUCUACCCUCGUCAGAUGAUAAAAGGAGCAGACUACUAGAUGCUCGCGUCCGGGCGAUUGGAGACGACCGCCUAGGUAGCGACAUGGGCAAGGCGCUAGUCGCGCUGGCAAAUGCACGAAAUGGGGCCCUCCUUGAACAGUUCGCGCAGGUCAUCGCUUCAUCAAUGGAACAAGUCAUGCAUGCCGAUGCACCUGAUGUUCAGUUGACACUGCGAGCGCUCCGACGUGCUACCACAACUUUUGCUGCUGUUGCAUCGACUGAGACUGGGAAGCCAUAUAUCACUUCCAUGAUUCAACACUUGACCUCCAACUGCCAGGCUGUUCUAGACAACAAUUCGGACGACCUAGACGCAUGCACGAUCGCUGUCGAGCUUUUGACGAGCAUUUUGAAGAAGCUACCCGCCGACCUCUUACGCUCGGAAAAAGUGUCAAAUGCACUCGCAGCAGUAAGCACAAUCUCACUGCCCUCUGGAGUACUCGCAGGCACCAUUCCAGCAAAUGCAUUGGCCCGGUACUUGGCUGUCUACUUGCCGCUAUGCUCCGAUGCGGGGCAGCGACAACGAGUUUGGACUGAAGUCAUCUCAGCGGUCACGAAGUUACCGUCCCAGCAGCAGCAAGCUGAUGUCUUGGUAGAGCUGUUCGCUCCGGCGCGAGAACUAGUGUCUUGUGGCUUGGCCAACUCUGUUCACACCAUUGACACUGUGGCUUUAUCGUUUAUGUCACGAAUUUUCUCGUCUCCAAUUUCGCCAACGUCCAGCAUCGCAGUGGCACUCGAGCAACUCAUGUGCAAUCCAGCUCCAUUCAUUGAACGCUCUACCAGCGAGGAGAUGCUUGGUCUCCUUCUGACGAAGAUCGAACAUGACGGCCGCGAUGUCGUCUCAUGUGCGAUACGAAACAGUGGAGGAGGACCCGAAGCAAGCCAAUCGCUAUCGUUAUAUCUGGAAAUUAUUCGUGCAUACGUCCAAGACAAGCCAGAGGAGCGCAUAUAUUCUCUCAGCAACUCGGAGGCUCUGUCAGGGUUUAUUCCGGUCGUCUUUAGUCUGGCGUUCCUUUGCGCAGAUACCAAAGGGCCUGAAAGUCCAGCGGUGGAUAGUGCUUGCAGCUUGUGGGCACUGCUAAAGGAUGACGCACAAGCACAGCAGCUCGUCAUUGGAGGCUUGCAAGGGCAUUUACUUGACACCAUGGUGCCCUUGAACACAAUGAAAGCAGCAGUAGUCCACCUUGGAUCACAACGCCUCUCCAGCCUUCUUCCAGCAUCAUUUACUUACGACAUCAUCAUGCAAGAAAGUGUUCAAGUCUCGUCAGAAUGCGAACUAUCAAUUUUGGAUCCGCUUUAUCCGCAUGCGACACAUUCUGGCGCCGCCAACGACAUUCCCGCUGCAUCCGACAAUCAAGGCUUCUACCCUUACACCCGCGCUGUGCUUGCGCUUCUGCAAGCGUCAAGGGAUGAGCCAUUUUUCUUGCCUCAACAUCCAUGGGCCCUGAAGCACCUCAUCAUUCUCGCUAUCGCUGCAGAGGAUGUGCUUGGCGCCCCAAAAAGUCAUCCGCGGCUUUUUGGGGACGAUUGUAGCACGCAGGUACUUACGUCAAUUUUGGGAGAUACAUCCGGCUUCCUUACGAAGACUCUCUCCUCGGCCCUGCAGCACAAAGGGCCGGCAUGGCACACUGCAGUUGUCAGAGCCUUGGAUGGAAAGCCGGCGGCCAACAGUCUAGACCCAAUCGCAGCGUGCUUAUUAGACUUGCAAGGUCUGGAAGAUGGACCCCUGGAAUCCAUCAGCGCCAGGUCUUUCCAUCGACUGCUCAGUGGAGCCCUGCGCUUCAGUAGCACGGAUGGCAUUUCAUUGGACGGGUGGCUCAAAUAUGGCCAAAGCCAGCAAGCAGAGCGGCCUGAUAUAGCGAGAGCGAUCGUGAUCGCCGUCAAGUCAGAGGUGGAGGCCUCGCAAGCUUACAAUCGUGCUUGUAAUGAGGCUGCGGCACGUCUUACUGGCACUCCGCCGUCCAAGGCUGGGACUGAAGGACUGGCUCUGCUACGUCACAUCUCGGCACUCGCGCCAUCCUCAGACUCCGUGACGGCAUUCAUCCCUCAGCAACGGGCAAUUUUUGUCCUUCAGAACGUGCAAAAGUGGCUGGCUAGCGAUGAAGAGAUUCCGGAGGAGAUCAAUACACGAUUGGCGGAGCUUGCCACAAAUCUUUUGCCCAUCGUACAGGACAUCGCCGGCUCGCACUUUGAUUUGUUCUUGGAACUUGUCGAGUCGAAUCUUGAAGUCUCGUCACUGUCGGAGAAAGAGACUCUUCCAUGCCUUUUCCACUCCCUGCAGCUCCUGGUUGCAUUACGCAACAUAGCGAGCCGAAAUGCGACUGUGCGAGAGGUGUGGGAGGAGCACAUGAACGAGCCGCUGGAGAUCAUUCAUCGGCUCUUUUUGUCUAUUGCGGACGUUCCCUUUGGGCGAUCCAUCGGGCGUGACGCGUGUAUCGAGCUGCUCCUUGACCUGUGCGCAGAUCUCCCACAAGCCCGCUUCCAAGAUGAAGCCAGUUCACACGCACUCGCAAAACUUUUGCUCUCCAAGUCACAGCCAGUGCAAGGAGCUGCCUAUCGCAGGCUGCAAGCGAAGGCGCAUAGUACUGUGGCCGACCUUGUUGUCGAGCUUGCGCUCGGGAAGGAGACUGAAGUGCCCAACAGUCAAUACCGCCUCCCUGUCGACAUUAUGACGACCAUAUCCAGCAAUUGCCUGGUCGACCUUUUGGCCGCAGGAAACUUGGCGACAUACCGAAUCUAUGGAUACUUGCUCAGCUGGCUUGUCAUAUUUGAACACUUUGAAGGUGCAUCAAUGCAGCUGUCGGCGCGAUACGUGGAGGACCUUCAGCGUUGGAACCUUGUCACAGGCAAUCUCCUGCCAGCUGUUUUUGCUCUUUUUGGAGAGUCGAGUCUUGCGCCCGCGCUAGAUACCAGCCUGUGGACCAUCGAUGAAAUUUUCCUGAAUUACCUUGACGUUGAGAACCCGAGAGCGCUGCAAGUGCUAGCUGCUCAUGUGUACUUCCGUGCGCUGGUCCGCAUCCCGACGCUCGUACGCAACUGGUGGUAUGAUUUGCGUGACCGCCAGCUCUCGGGUCAAGUGGAGCGUUUCACCAUGCGCCAUUGCUCGCCGUUGAUCGCGACGCGCGAACUUGGGCAUCUGACACAAGUUGACGCGCUUGCGCGCCUGCAAGGCGAAAACAUGGCCGUGAAAGUGCUCUCUACGAACGAAGUCGUCGCCACAUACACUAUCGACGAGCAUCCAAUGGAAAUUGGUAUCAAGAUUCCACCUGAUUUUCCGCUGCAUGGAGUGGAGAUCAAAGACAUCAAGCGCGUUGGUGUCAGCGAAGCGCAGUGGAGAGCAUGGAUUUUGGCUGUGCAGCAGCUCAUUACGAGCCGCAAUGGACUAGUGUUCGACGCGCUCAUGCUCUUCAAGAAGAACGCCGAGGCUAAAUUCGCCGGAUACGAAGGUGCCGAAUGCGCCAUCUGUUACUCGAUCAUCAGCCCGACGGACCAGUCGCUGCCAAACAAGCCGUGCAAAACGUGCAAGAACAAGUUCCAUGGCCAGUGCUUGUACAAGUGGGUCAGCACUUCCGGCGGAUCUACCUGCCCGCUGUGCCGGUCCAUUCUAUAAAAGUACAAUAUGCAAGGGUAUCGCUAAGAUACUCUUAUAGUGCAAAUCGACAUCAUUUUUCUGCUACAAUGGAUCUCGUCUUCCUUUCGUAACCCCUGCUCGGCUUGCCGAUCUCAGAUCCUUGCAGGAUGCCGCUCUCUUUCCUGCCGUCUUGAAUCCAUAGGCUGUUCCGUUCCCGUCUUCCCCCUCCGCGGCAGGCUUGAAUCCGCACUUGCGCAUGUCCUUAGACGAAGGGAUGUUGAUUGUCAUCACCUGUGGUGUGAAGCGGGGAGGGAGGCAAGG